Messenger RNA from Adineta steineri, 1188 nucleotides. NCBI's taxonomy places the organism in Eukaryota, Metazoa, Rotifera, Eurotatoria, Adinetida, Adinetidae. The record is from the annotation of a GenBank genome assembly.
AUGGAUUGGACAGCAGCAAAAUCAUAUUAUAUCGGUUAUAAUUCAAUCGAGCGAAUUCUUUCUAUAACUUUUAUUCAUAAUUAUCUUUUAACAUGGUCAAUAGCAUUAAUUUGUUCUUUAAUACUUCCAUUAUUAUACAUAUUUUCACCUGGAUCUCUACGUACAACUCGUACAACACAUUUUCUUCUUAUUUGUAUUGUAUGUUUAUCAUAUAUGUCUCCUCUUUAUAUACAAGCAUAUAUGACAAGUAGUAGAGGUGAACCAAAUCUAUCAUAUCAUUCAUGUCGUUUUAUUGUUUAUAUAUCAACAUUUGCAAAACCAAUAGGAAUUUAUUUAACAUUAUUAUUUAGUAUUGAAAGAUUAUUUACAAAAAUCUUUUCAAAAUUUGUUUUACGUUUAAAUAAUUAUCAAAAAUUAUUUCAAAAAUUAUAUACGAUAAUUAUUUUUCUUUGUUUAUUAAUUAUAUUUUCUAUACGAUUAUAUCAAGUUUUAAAAUUACUACCACGAAAUCAAUCCAUCGUAAAUCAAACAUCAGAUGCAGAGAUGGAUACAUAUGUAGAUAUAUUAGAUACAAGUAGUAAUUCAACAGAUCGUAAUAUUUCUUUUAAAUAUUGUUUCAUGUCAAUGAAUAUUGAUACAUACAAAAAAAUUCUCUCAUUUUAUGUUAUACAAAGUUAUUGGGAGCAUUUUAUAUUAAGCAUAAUUAUUCUUAUAUUAUUUACAAUUACAUUUCAACAAUAUUGUUUAUUACGUAAUCAACAACAAGGUUUAACACGUCGAUUUAGUAUUAAUACAAAAUUUUACAUAUCACUUUCAUCAUGUGUAAUUGCAUCAGAAUUAAUGUUACUUUUCUUUCAUUUGAUUGUCGAUGACAUUAAUAAUAAUAAUACAGAUGUACAAUUAAUAUCACUUCAGUUUAUGUUAUUUGCAUUUAAUUUCCGUUGUAUUGUUCUUCCACUUGUUAUUUGUAUGACUACUUGUGAUCCAUUGAAACAAUUAUUAUAUGAACUUUUUAUUGUUCGACCUUAUUUAAGUAAUAUUGAUGAAAAUGAUAAUACAGAAACAAUGAAUGAUCGACCAGAACCUUUUUCAUCUUCACAACGAACAAGUAAUCGUAUUGAACAAAGAUUUCGUCGUGCAUUUAAACGAAACUAUCCUAAUAAUGAUGAAUUACAAGAUGAUUUAUGA